Clonostachys byssicola is the source of this 1272-nucleotide messenger RNA. NCBI's taxonomy places the organism in Eukaryota, Fungi, Ascomycota, Sordariomycetes, Hypocreales, Bionectriaceae. The record is from the annotation of a GenBank genome assembly.
AUGUUUAAAUGGCUAGAUAUCCACACAAUCUACGUGUCUGGUGACGAGUCUAGGCUCCGAAAGCUCAACGCAUCCCGACGAACGGCAGGCGAGAAGAUCAGUUCUGCCCUGAUUGACAGUAUCGACAGCGAUGCCCUCCGCGAGCGUGCCGAGACUCUACGCCACGGAAUGAAAUGUACCGUCACUCUUCCAGCAGCCAACCAGGCAUACUUGAACAUGGACGUCGUGGGGGGACGCAACUACCAUAGGUCAAUCGUGUUUGAAGAUGGAAAAGCCUGGCUGGCACGAUUCCGGCUGCCGAACCACAACGCACCACCGGUGGAAGAGAGAAACUUUGACCGUCGCAGCGAAUUCGCCACAUAUCGCCAUCUGGCCGAAGCUGCCAUCCCAGUUCCACGCGUCUACGAUUAUGCCGAUGACGAGGAUCCAUCCAACGCUGUUGGCGCUGGGUACAUUCUGAUCGAAAAGCUUGCGGGGAAGCCGUUGGCUUGGCACGAAGCGGAUCAAGCACAGAGGGAAAAGUUCAUGCGUCAACUAGCCGACAUUUAUACCCAGCUGGAGAAGUGUCCUCUUGCAGCAAUUGGGCGCCUGAAACCAUCAUCGUCGUCGGCAGGCCAGCCAGAAGUCGGUCCGGCAUUUUUCGAUUACGAUCCGAGUGGGCUUGCAGUGCCGCUUGGUCCAUUCGAUAAUACGGACGACUACUAUAAGGCCUUGAUCGAGCAUAGAAUUGGUCUCAUCAAGACGGGGGAGAUUGCAACAUCUGCACCUCUCGAUCAAUACCUUGUCUACAGGAGUCUCCUUGACCGCCUUCCCCAAAACGAGGAGGGUCCUUUCUUCUUGCGCCAUGUCGACUCUAGAGAUGAAAAUUUCCUAGUUGAUCCUGAAUACAACAUCACAGGCAUUAUAGACUGGGAGCUGGCCAUUGUCACGGCCAAAGGCGCGGCUUUCCAGUCGCCUCUAUUGCUGUACAACUUGGGAGAGCUAUACCAUCAAGGCCUCUCCACACCAAGCGAGGAUGAAAAACGCCUUGCUGAGAUCCUUCAGAAAGAGAACAAGUCGGACGAGCUCUUUGCGUUGGCUGCGCAGAAGCUACACUUUAGAGUCGACCAAGUGAUAGAGACGAACCCAGAGAAUGGGAACAACUUUACCAGAGUUUUCAGCGGAUGGUGGAAGGCUGCUACGGGGGAACAAGAAUUCGAUUGGGACACGUGGUAUAAGAAUGCACUGGAGAAGUAUGGCGAUGGAGGUUUUUUGCCUUCAACUGUCAGGUAA